This is a messenger RNA of Capronia coronata CBS 617.96, 528 nucleotides long. RefSeq lists its product as uncharacterized. Gene Ontology annotation, biological process: pyruvate import into mitochondria. Gene Ontology annotation, cellular component: mitochondrial inner membrane. Gene Ontology annotation, molecular function: pyruvate transmembrane transporter activity. Lineage: Eukaryota; Fungi; Ascomycota; Eurotiomycetes; Chaetothyriales; Herpotrichiellaceae. Bases 1 to 528 code for a protein of 175 amino acids. The record is from RefSeq and is a predicted model, not a curated record. The transcript is spliced from 3 exons.
AUGUCGGCCCGCUUCGGCAUGCGCUUUGCGCAACAAUCCACCCGCCAAUUCGCAGCCCGAACGCCUUUCAAGGCCCGAAACCCCGUUUUCCGCCGGUACCAAGGCACAGCGGCCAACCCGGCCGUCGAGGCUCCCGCGCCGCAGCAGAGCCUCUGGCAGAGAUUAUGGACAAGUGAAGUCGGGAUCAAGACGGUGCAUUUCUGGGCCCCGGUCAUGAAAUGGGGAGUCGUGCUGGCCGGCGCAUCGGACUUCCUUCGACCGGCCGAGAAGCUGUCAUUGACGCAGAACGCGGCGUUGAUGGCCACCGGCUCCAUCUGGACGAGAUGGUGCUUCAUCAUCAGACCCAAGAAUGUCCUUCUCGCAGCAGUCAACUUCUGUCUCUUCCUGGUCGGCACGAUCCAAUGCGGUCGGAUCCUCAUGUACAAGCGGUCUCAGGACGGUAGCACGGCUGCGGCCUUGAAGGACAUGGAGAAAGAACUUGUAGGAGCGGCCAAGGACGUGGAGAAGACGGUCGAGCAGAAGGUGUAA